Messenger RNA from Rangifer tarandus platyrhynchus (Svalbard reindeer), 357 nucleotides. The record is from the annotation of a GenBank genome assembly. Lineage: Eukaryota; Metazoa; Chordata; Mammalia; Artiodactyla; Cervidae.
AUGACUCUCCCUAGCCUUACCCAACACAAGCCCAAACCCUUUUGUCCUAACUUCGUCAAGAUGGGCUUCCCUGGCUACUCACUGGUAAAGAAUCUGCCUGCAAUGCAGGAGAUGCGAAUUCGAUCCCUAUGUUGGAAAGAUCGCCUGGAGGAGGAAAUGGCAACCCACUCUAGUAUUCCUGCCCGGAAGUCGCAUGGAGAGAGGGGCCUGGCGGGCUACAGUCCAUGGGGUUGCAAGAGACACACUACUUAUCGACUAAGCCACCACCACCAAGGUCACCAAUAUGGCACCAAUAUGCCUGCAGCUCCUCACCGUGAGCUUCUCGCUCCUUGUACUUGCUCAGCUGCAGACCUUUAA